AUGGAUGCACCCAAUCCCUCUUCUCUUCGAGUCCUGAUUCGUCCCUCUUCUUCUUCGACUGCAACUGCUUCGUCUUCUGCCUCUGCAAUCACUCUCACUUCCUCUGCUUUAUCUCCUGCUUCUUGUACUGCAACUAUUACUCCUGCUUCAACAACAAGCGCGUUAGAACUCCCUCUUUCUAUCAAACCCUCAUCCUCUUCUUCAUCGACCUCGACGUCGGCUUCGGCAUCCCCAUCCGCAUCGUCUCAAACUGUGUCUUCAGAAGGUGGUGUUGUUGUUGUAGGUUUUAUUGGGAGGAGAGAGGAUGAUGUUACCCAACUCAUCAACCGGAUUCUUGAUGCCAAUGUCUUUGGAUCAGGCAAUCUCGAUAAAAGAUUUCAAGUUCGGUUGCGCAGUACGGGAGAAGAGGAUCUGGGACAUGCGGCGAAGGAUUGGUUCCGAAGUAGGAGGAUCAGUUAUUAUCACGAGGAGGAGAAAGGAAUCAUAUUUUUGCAAUUUUCUUCCAUUCAGUGUCCGGCUUUUGAAAGACUGUCGGAGUCUUCUCCAGGAUUUGAGUCCGUAUUGGAAGAAUGCGAAUUUGGGGACCUUCAGGGGAUGCUCGUUAUGUUCUCUGUUUGCCAUGUAAUUAUAUUCCUUCAGGAGGGAUCACGCUUCGAUACCCAAAUAUUGAAGAAAUUCCGAAUGUUACAAGCUGCAAAACAUGCUUUGGCUCCAUUUGUGAAAUCCCGGAUUGUACCAUUAUUUACCUCCAAAUAUUCCUCUUCAUCCUCUUCACAACCAACUGUUCCAGGGACUUCCUCCAAAAAUUCCUCUCCAAGUAGAAGUGGUAGCAUCGCUGGACGUCACACUUCCGCUAUUUCGCUCAUGUCGGGUCUGGGUUCCUAUGCUUCUUUAUUUCCAGGCCAAUGUACACCAGUCAUGCUUUUUGUUUUUCUUGAUGACUUCCCAGAUGGCCUAACUCAUGGGUCCCAUGUAGAAGAAUCAUCGGAUACCUUGUCGUCAACUAGUUUGAAUGGCAUACCUCGGCCUAGUUUGUCCAUGAAAGGUUCAAGUUCUGUUGUUAUGCUUGCACGCCCAACGAGUAAAUCUGAAGGUAGUCUCAAGAAGAAGCUACAGUCAUCUCUCGAAGCGCAGAUCCGGUUUUUGAUUAAGAAAUGUCGUACACUAUCUGGCUCUGAGGCCAGUCAUUCUGGGUCUAGAGGAGGGGGCAAUGCAAAUUCAGCACCUUUGUUUUCCCUUGAAGCUUCAAGGGCUGUUGCUCUAUUGGACAGGUUAAUGAACCAGAGAGGUGAAUCUCUGGAUUUUGUCGCUGGUAUUGUGGAUGAUGUUAUAAAUGCAAAGGCAUCCUCUGACACGCUUCUGCUUGAAAGUCACAAUCAGAGUGCAAAUAAAGAGGAUAUUCAAUCUAUAAAGGAGUUCAUCUAUAGGCAGUCUGAUAGCCUAAGAGGGAGAGGUGGCUUAUCGACCAACAGCAACAGUGGCUCUGCUGCUGGUGUCGGUAUGGUAGCUGUUGCUGCUGCUGCCGCAGCUGCCUCAGCUGCAUCUGGGAAGUCAUUUACUACUCCUCCUGAACUUCCAACUUUGGAGAACUGGUUAUUGUCUAGUCAACUUAUUGUGGAUGCCCUGCUUUCCCCUAAAUGCCGGAGUCUUGAGGAAAAUGAAUUCAGCAAAAGAAAGCCUCCUAGACGAAAUGCUGCUUCAUCAAAGGUUGAUGGAGUUGCUUCUGGAGGAACAGAUCCUAGAGAUGCUGCUGUAUCUUGGCUGGAAAGUGGUAAAGGCCUGAACUUGAAAUUUUCUACUGCAUGGUGCCAGCGAGCUCUACCAGCUGCAAAGGAGGUUUAUCUGAGUGAUUUACCUGCUUGUUAUCCAACUUCCAUGCAUGAGGCACAGCUACAAAAAGCAUUGCGUGCUUUUCAGUCAAUGGUCAAGGGACCCGCUGUGCAUUCUUUCUCCAAAAAGUUAGAAGACGAAUGCACAUCCAUUUGGAGAUCAGGGAGGCAGCUCUGUGAUGCUGUUAGUUUGACAGGAAAACCAUGCAUGCAUCAGAGACACAAUGUUGAGAUUGGUGGUUCACUUUCAGGAGCUGAGGUCAAGCAGCAUUCUAGUGGAUUUGUUUUUCUUCAUGCUUGCGCUUGUGGCCGUUCCCGGCGCCUGAGAGAUGAUCCUUUUGAUUUUGAAACUGCCAAUGAUACUUUCAAUUUCUUUCCUGAUUGCGAUAGGCCCCUACCAGUUCUUCAACUACCAAAAGUAAGCAAUGCAGGUCCUAUACUGCCCUCUUCAUGGAGUCUGAUUCGACUUGGAGGUUCACGGUAUUAUGAACCUUCUAAAGGCUUGCUUCAAAGUGGUUUUUGCGCCAGUGAGAAGUUUCUUUUGAAAUGGACAAUAUUGCUUGAGAAACCAAAAAAGCCAAAGACUUUGUCAGUGGGUACAAUUCAGAAAGGAGCUCUAAUCAUGUCUGAGGAACCCAAGGUUGAAUCUUCUACAGAUGAAGUAAAGAAAGCUAGUGGUGCGCAGUCAUUCCAAGUAGAAGUACAAGAUGGAGUAGAAAGUCAUAGCAAACACUCAGAAAAUGUUUCUGAUGGUAAGAAAAUCAGUUUUGGUAGGGGUCUUCCACAUUUUACAAUGAGGAAACCUUUUUCUGAGGUUGUUGCUGGAUCAGUAGCUGCAGAUUCAGCUUUUCCUCCUCUUCAGCAGACGAAACCACCUGCUGGGGGUUCAGAAAAGGGUAAGAGAAGUGGCACAAGAAAUAGAAGUGAGCAGCAGGUUCAUGCAACUGCCAAUUGUGAAGGACUUAAAAAAUCUGAAGAUCUUUCUUCUGUUCGAGAAAGUUUAAAUGGGAUGAAGAGUAAUGGCUACAAAGGUAGUGACCCUUUUUUACAGAUAGGUAGCAAUGUAGUUCCAAUGAACAUGAAUGGCAGUGGAAAGAUCAAACCAAGUACUUCUGUGAAGCAUGCUGUAGUGUAUGUUGGAUUUGAGCAUGAGUGUUCCCAUGGCCAUCGUUUCUUAUUAACUCCAGAGCGUCUCAAUGAGCUUGGUUACCCAUAUUUGUCCCCUGAAGAUUCUAAUUUUCCUUCAUGUUGGGAAGUUUCUGAGCGGAAAGUUAAAGAGCAAUCAAACUUGACUAAGAAUGGUGCCCAAGAAAAAGAUUAUUCACAUUCGAAUGAAAUGGCUGGUACUGUUGUAAAUAAGGUGAGAACUUCAAAUAGGUCAAAGGAGGCAAUAGCCGGUGGUAACCAAUAUUGGGAUGGAACACACUUGAAAUCUGUAAAAGACUUAGAAGAGAACCUUCAAUCUAUUACACUUGAUGAUGGUGGGUCUGCAUUUGCCCUUUUGAAUAGAAAUUUACCAUUAUAUAUGAACUGCCCACACUGCAGAAAAUCAAGGAGUAAGAAAGAUACACAGAAUCUCAAGUUCGCAAGUACAAUAUCACAGCUUCAAAGGAUUUUCCUGGUCACACCUCCAUUUCCAAUUGUCGUAGCAACAUCUCCAGUUAUACAGUUUGAGUCCUCACGCCUUCCUUCAUCUGUACCGGAUAAGGAUCAGCAGUCAAAGUUCAACCUUGGGUGUCGAGUGAUCUUACCUCCGGAGAGCUUCCUUACACUUAGACUCCCAUUUGUGUAUGGUGUGCAACUGGAGGAUAGAAGUCUACAUCCUCUAAACUGCCUUGGGCAUCCACCAGAACUAACUGCCUGGAUUACCAAAGGCACAACAUUGCAGGUUAUGUCCAUCGGAAGCACUCUUCAUGAAGGAGAUCAGUUGUGACUUAUAAAUACUUGACUAGAUCUUGGCCAUUAGUUUGAUUUGCUUGUGAGUUCGUAAAGCCAGGCUAUCAACUGCACCAUUCAGCUUCAGAUUAGGUUAUUCAUGGAUUAUACUUAUGGUGCAGUGAGUUAUUGAUGAGCUUCAUGCCAGAGAGAGAGAGAGAGAGAGUUCAAGCAUACCAUGUUUCUCCAGGGUUUGUACUUUCCUGAGACUAAGAUCAAUUUUGAUUUACAGGAUCAGUGAUAGAUCUAUUGAAUGAAAUGUGUAGAAAACAUUUGUGAUUGUUUUCCAUGCAGGUAGAACGUAUGGGGGGUAAUAGAUCGUGGAUGCAAAUAUUGAUGGAA
Telopea speciosissima is the source of this 4106-nucleotide messenger RNA. RefSeq lists its product as uncharacterized. The transcript has 5 exons. Gene Ontology annotation, biological process: nuclear-transcribed mRNA catabolic process, nonsense-mediated decay. The record is from RefSeq and is a predicted model, not a curated record. The coding region runs from base 1 to 3762 and encodes 1253 amino acids. Lineage: Eukaryota; Viridiplantae; Streptophyta; Magnoliopsida; Proteales; Proteaceae.